Lymnaea stagnalis (great pond snail) is the source of this 699-nucleotide messenger RNA. Lineage: Eukaryota; Metazoa; Mollusca; Gastropoda; Lymnaeidae. The record is from the annotation of a GenBank genome assembly.
GGCACCAAAUUUACCAAUAUCAAAGUUAUUUGCUCUGAGGGAUUUGACUUCAGGGUGCAGGCUGCAAAUGGAAGUGCCCUGGGGAGAGGUAUUGUUAUUUAAAACUUGACAAAAAACAUCUCCAAGAGCAAAAAUUAAGUUUUAGCCUGCUUGCUGCUUUGUUGUUAAAAGAAAGUCUUUUUUUACACAUUUUUACUCCACACUCAAACUGGGUUAUACAUUUAAAGGCUAUCAAAAUUUAAAAUAUCAAUUUAAAAAAAAAAAAAUUUGGAACAGAAAAAUCCUAAAAAAAAUAUUUUUAAAGAGUCAGUAGUUAACUAGUUUUUAAUAGAAGAUUUAUCCACUAUCAGAUUUUAAAAUUCCACUACAAUGUCGAAAUAAAAUUAAAAAUCAGACAGUAACAUUCAAAACUAAGUGAUUUAGUAUUGAAUAAGAAAUUUCAACUUUUCACCUGAGCUAAUUUGCAUUCAUCAAGUAAUGAACCUGUGAAUGGGAUUUUUAUUUUUUUUUUAAUGCUACCCAUUUAUGUCCACAGGUAUUUAUUUCAGCAAGACGUCAGCCUACUCACAGAAGUUUGCUUGUGCCAAAAAACAUAUGUUCGUUGCCAGAGUCCUGUGCGGUCAGUCUACUUGUGGAAAUCAAAACCUGACACGGCCCCCUCACAACCGCUCGGGGCGGAUGUUUGACAGCUGCGUGGAC